Messenger RNA from Mytilus trossulus (common blue mussel), 2818 nucleotides. RefSeq names its product transmembrane protein 230-like. The record is from RefSeq and is a predicted model, not a curated record. The coding region runs from base 106 to 456 and encodes 116 amino acids. Lineage: Eukaryota; Metazoa; Mollusca; Bivalvia; Mytilida; Mytilidae. The transcript has 4 exons. Gene Ontology annotation, cellular component: endomembrane system.
AUUACACUUUGUUUACUUCCGGUUGUAAGAAAAUAGAAAAAUAGUGUUACCUUACCACUCAUCCCAUUUCCAGCCUUUACAAACGGUCUGCACUGUGAUUGAAUAAUGAGAAGAUCAAGAAAUGGAUCAGGUGAAGAAGUGAAAUACCACAAAUUAAGAAGAAAUGUUGAUGAUGGCUUUAUAGAUUUACAGUUUCAGAGACCACCACCAAAGAUACCAUACAAAGCUAUAUCACUUGCUACAGUGCUGUUUGUCAUAGGAACUGUCCUGCUUGUUAUUGGAUCUAUGUUGUUGACAGGUUACAUUGAUGCUAAGUAUGGUGACAGAACCUGGCCUGUGAUAAUUUUAGGAGCUAUCAUGUUUAUUCCUGGUGCCUAUCAUGUUAGACUGGCAUGUUAUGCUUAUAAAGGAUAUGAUGGAUAUUCUUAUGAUGACAUUCCAGAAUUUGAUGAAUAACACAAGGAACAUUUUAGUAGCCUGAAAACACCUUUAUAUCAGGCAAUUUCACAUUUUUAUUGAGGAAAAACCAUAGAAUUCUUGACAUUUAUAAGGUGUUGCAGAAAAAAACUUAAUAUAUAUAAAGAACAUUUCUUUAAUCUCAUGUAAAUAUGAGAAAUGCAUAUCAUUAUUGUGUCUUUUAAUAAUUUGAAUAUAUAUUUUAAGUGUCAGUUACUUGUAUUUAGACCACAAUUUUUGUUUUAAUGCAUAAUAUAGUACCCCGAAAAAAUAAUUAUAAAUGUAUGCAUUUUUUAUUUUAAAACCAUGACUACAAUAGCAAAACUAAUUACAUGUAGCAUGGUUUUGUCAAGAAUUUAUUGAGUGUUUUUUUGGUAAAAAAAAUGAUGUUUAAUUGAAAGAAGUAAUAACAUUUUUAAAAGUGCUGUUUGUGAUUUUCAAUUUCAUUUCAUAAUAAUUGUUAAGAGUUAUUGAAAUGUACCAUCAUUUUAUAUUAUUCAUUAAUGGGUUAAGUUUGGUGGAUGGUGGUUGUUUAGAAAGCAAAUUUUUAGAAAUAAAGGAAUUUAUAAUAAAAAAAAAGUCUUUUUCACUGUACAAAUGUAUCUCCCAUUUAUUAAUUAACAGCCCUCACUUGAAAUAUAAAUUAUAGGAGUCAUAUUUCCUUUAACUUUUCUGUUUACAUAAUGUGAUAUCUGAAAUCCAGUUUUUAUUGUUCAUAUACGUUUAAUGCAAAAAAUAUGUCGGACUGCAGAAUGCAGUUUCUUUCAUUUGACAGUAUAAGUUUUUUUUUUUAAUUUUUGACAUUUUGAAGGAGCAAUUCUUUUAUUUUUUUCUAUUCGAAUGUAAUAUAAUGAGUAUGAAUCUGACAAUUUUCUUUGAGUGGACUAAACAUGAAACAAUUUUGUCAAUUUUUUAUUUAAUAAGAAUAUAUUGCCUUUAUUGAUACAUGUAGUAAAAAUGUAAAGGAGUACAACGAUUAUUUCAUGGAUCUGUGCAAUAUUUAAGUUUGUGGUGAAGCUGUAAUUACAUGUAAUGUACAUGUAUUACAUAUUAUAAAUGUCUUUACAGUUCUUAUAAGUACUAAAAAUAUAAGUAAUAUGAUUUAUUUGUACAUAUUUUGAAAUCAUGUGGUUAAUUUGUAUAUUUUGAAAUCAUGUGGUUAAUCUGUAUAUUUUGAAAUCAUGUGGUUAAUUUGUAUAUUUUGAAAUCAUGUGGUUAAUUUGUAUAUUUUGAAAUCAUGUGAUUUAUUUAUGUAUUUUGAAAUCAUGCUUGUGAAAUGAUUUAUCUCAGAUCCUUUUCACUUUUUAAAAAAGCAUAAAUUUUGAAUGAUUGAAUUUUAUUGUUUUCAAAAAUUAAUAGGAACUAGGAUAAUAAUUACAAAGUGAUUUGUUCAGCUGUUUUUUUUGGGGGAAGGGCUGAAGAUGUAUGGUGUUUUUAUACAACCACAAUUUUUUUUAUAAAAUAUAAUGUCGUCAUCUGCAUCAUCCGAAGACACAUUUGGUUUCCAGACAAUAACUUAAGUUUAAGUGAAUGAAUCUCCAUGAAAUUUAAUAAGGUGGUGCAAUACCACAAAGGGAAGGUUGGGAUUGAUUUAGGAGAUGAUGGUUCAAAUUGUUUAGGAAUUAGGGACCCAAAAGCAAGCAUUUUUCUACUUUCAGGAUAAUAACUUGUGUAUAAAUAUUUCAAUUGAUCUGAAAAUAUACCACAAUGUUAAAUACCAUAAGUAGAAGGUUUGGAUUCAUUUUGAUGGUUAUGGUGCCAACAGUUUAGGAAUUAAGGGCCAAAAAGGGGCACAAAACAAGCAUUUUUGUAGUUUCUGGCCAAUAACUUGUGUGUAAGUGUAUGGAUCUCUCUGACAUUGUACCACAAGGUUCCAUAUCACAAAAGGAAAACUGGGAUUAGGUUUAGGGUUAAAUGCAGGAAUUAGGGGCUAAAAAGGGUAAAAAACAAGCAUUUUUCUAGUUUCCAGAAAAUAACUUGUGUUUCAGAGUAUGGAUCUCUUUGAAAUUGUUCUACAAGGUUGCAUAUUACAAGGGGAAUGCUUGGAUUGAGUGUGGGGGUAAUUGCUCAAAGGGGGGAUUAAAAUUUUUGGGGGGUUCCAAUUUUUUUAAAGGUUCAAAUUUAAUAAACUGACAAUAGUUAAAUUGAUUAUAAUCAUAUUAGAGUGACAGUGGUAUAAGCAAACUGAUUCAGAAUAAUCCUGAAACAAAUUGACCUAUACAAAUGUUUUGUGCUUGUAUUUCUUAAUCUUUUUUUUAUUACAUUUUCACAAAUCCAUGGUAACUGUUAUUCUUAUAAAUAAAGUUGUAAUUAUGAUUUUUUUGGAUGUAAAUAUUACUCUCAUUAAAUUAUAUGAAUACUG